AUGCAGAUCUUCGUCAAGACCCUCACGGGUAAGACUAUCACCCUUGAGGUGGAGUCGUCGGAUACCAUCGACAAUGUCAAGUCCAAGAUCCAGGACAAGGAGGGAAUCCCCCCUGACCAGCAGCGUCUGAUCUUCGCUGGUAAGCAGCUGGAGGACGGCCGUACUCUUUCGGACUACAACAUCCAGAAGGAGUCGACCCUCCACCUGGUGCUGCGCCUGCGUGGUGGUGGUAAGAAGAGAAAGAAGAAGGUGUACACCACCCCCAAGAAGAUCAAGCACAAGCGCAAGAAGACCAAGCUCGCCGUCCUUAAGUACUACAAGGUCGACGGUGACGGCAAGAUCGAGCGUCUCCGCCGCGAGUGCCCCGCCCCCGAGUGUGGCGCUGGUGUCUUCAUGGCCGCUAUGCACAACCGCCAGUACUGCGGCAAGUGCCACCUCACCUACGUCUUCGACGAGUCCAAAUAA
Messenger RNA from Aspergillus affinis, 465 nucleotides. RefSeq names its product ubiquitin-ribosomal 40S subunit protein eS31 fusion protein. The record is from RefSeq and is a predicted model, not a curated record. Gene Ontology annotation, molecular function: protein tag activity; ubiquitin protein ligase binding; structural constituent of ribosome. The coding region runs from base 1 to 465 and encodes 154 amino acids. Gene Ontology annotation, cellular component: nucleus; cytoplasm; ribosome. The transcript has 3 exons. NCBI's taxonomy places the organism in Eukaryota, Fungi, Ascomycota, Eurotiomycetes, Eurotiales, Aspergillaceae. Gene Ontology annotation, biological process: modification-dependent protein catabolic process; protein ubiquitination; translation.